AUGUACUUUCUUGCAUGCAUCUACAUCAGUAGGAAUCGUGGAUUCUGGGGUUUCUUUGAUCGCCCAGUGAGAAAGUCUGCUCCAAACUUAUUGGCAUGUGAACAUAUUGAGAGAUCAAGAGAAAACGCUGAUAGCUUGGAUUUCGAACCGAAUUGGAUCUAUCAGUUUGAACUUCUAAGGAAUGAAAUGAUAGAGCUGGAGAAGCGGGUCCAAAGAAGUACAGAUGAGUCGGUAAAUGAAGAGGGAAGUUCUGGGGAUCCUUCUACAUCAGGCAGUAGCACGAAAGGUGUGGAGUUUGUUCAGAGCUCAAAGAAAGAAAACGUCACUGACAAAAACACUCCAUCAAAUCAAAGAAACAAACACAGUAUGAAAGACGUGUGGCAAGGUCUUCAGCGUCUUGGAUCUGAUUCAGUUACUGCUAUCGAGCUACUUCGGAGGUUACACCAGUUUGCCAUACGGAUAUUGACGUAUGCUCAGUACUACGGUGAGAUCGCUAUUGGUACUCCACCACAAAAGUUCACCGUGGUGUUUGACACUGGGAGCUCUAACCUCUGUGUGCCAUCAUCAGAAUGCUAUUUCUCGAUUGCAUGUCUCUUCCAUUCCAGAUACAAGUCCUCGCGUUCAAGCACAUAUGAGAAGAAUGCCAUGCCGUUUUUUGUGGUUUUGUGUUCUGAAAGUGUGGACCAGCUAAGAUUGUUUGAAGGAACUCUCCACGUGAUUGAGAAUCUGGCUUGA
This is a messenger RNA of Raphanus sativus (radish), 735 nucleotides long. RefSeq lists its product as uncharacterized. The transcript is spliced from 8 exons. The coding region runs from base 1 to 735 and encodes 244 amino acids. NCBI's taxonomy places the organism in Eukaryota, Viridiplantae, Streptophyta, Magnoliopsida, Brassicales, Brassicaceae. The record is from RefSeq and is a predicted model, not a curated record. Gene Ontology annotation, biological process: proteolysis. Gene Ontology annotation, molecular function: aspartic-type endopeptidase activity.